UCAUACUCUAUCUUUAUCUAUCUAUCUAUCUAUAUAUCUCCCUUUAUCUCUCUAUUUUUUUCAUUAUAAGUAACACACACACACACAAGAACUUACAUAUAUUUACACCAGCUCUUCUAUUUGCUUCUUUAAUUCUUGGUGAUGGGAGACCAGAAAUUGGUGUUGCCACCAGGGUUUGAGUUCGAUCCAACUGACGAGGAAUUAAUCGUCUACUUUCUGUGCCGAAGGGCUGCAAGCAUACCUUGUUACCCUAACAUAAUUCCUGAUCUUGAUAUUUAUGCAGCUGAUCCUUGGGAGCUAAACGAGAAGGCGUUUUCGAGUAAACGGGAAUGGUAUUUCUUCAGUCGAUGGAGGCAGAAUCGAUCGACUAGAAGAGGGUUUUGGAAGGAGAUAGGUUUGAAUGAGCCUAUUUUUACAAGCAAUGGAAAUGAAGUAGGGAUAAAAAACUAUCUUGUGUUCUAUGGUGAUCAUGAUCAUGAAGAUGGAUCAAAGGUUCAAACGAAUUGGGCAAUGGAGGAAUACCAUCUUCUCAAACCUAAUUCUCAAGUACAAGAUGAUAUAAAUGAUGAAUGGGUUCUUUGUCGAGUUCACGAAGAAAAUAUCGUUGAUUCUCAAGACAGAGAUUAUUUUCGUAGAAGUAGUAAUGUGAGUGAUGGAGUCGAGCUCUCAUACCUUGAUGAAAUCUAUUGCUCGAUGGAUGAUGAGCAAGACGAGAUAACUUUUCCGAAUUAGAUUUGAUUAUUAGCAAGAUUAGAGCUCUAGACACCUAUAAGUGUGUAUAUAUAUAUGUAUAGAUAUUAACUAUGACUAAUGAUCGAUCGAUGGAUCUAAGCUAGAAGAUUAAUUUUGCUUUAGAAGUUAAUUAAGAUGGUUCUUGGCUUGGUUACUGCUAGUUCAUAUGUUGAUAGAAGUUUGUUUGAAAACCUCGUUAAGGCGUUGAUGAAAUUAAAUAUAUGUCCUCGCCUGUGAAUAUUGA
Messenger RNA from Sesamum indicum (sesame), 976 nucleotides. RefSeq names its product NAC domain-containing protein 104. Gene Ontology annotation, molecular function: DNA binding. Lineage: Eukaryota; Viridiplantae; Streptophyta; Magnoliopsida; Lamiales; Pedaliaceae. The record is from RefSeq and is a predicted model, not a curated record. Gene Ontology annotation, biological process: system development; regulation of DNA-templated transcription.